AUGGACACGACUAAGGAGGAAGAUGUAGGACAAGAAAAUCGAACCGUGGUUUACCAAGGUGCUGUGGUUAUCCAAAGAGGGUGGAAAAGAAAGAAACGUUAUCUGACCUUGUUUGAUGACAUUUUGGUGAUAUUUGAUUCUCUUUAUAGAAAUAAGAAAUUUAAGAUAAAACAUGUCAUUCCAUUGGCUUACCUGUGGAUUGGUGAUGAAGUGGAUGCAUUCAGGUCAGACAACAUUGUUGCUUCCAAGUCCAUUUACCUAUACUGGCCAAUGGGACAUAUUGUUGCCACCUUUUGUUCCAUGGAACAGACUAUUUGGUGGUAUUUCUUUCUAAAAAGAUCCAUUCGUGAAGCCAAGAAACCCAACAAAAUUGAACUUCCCAUGCAGAUAUAUGAGGAUAUUGCAUGCUGUGACACUCCUCUGUAUGUAACAGCAACAAACUUUGAUAUGGUGAAUGACAUAAUCAGCAAGUUACUACCAAUGAUAAGAAAGCAUAACAUUGAAGAUUACCAACUGUGGUUCUGUCCUGGCCCUGGGAAAGCUCCAAGAGUACUCCAAGAGAAAGGACAAGAAUCAGAUCACAUAUUAGAAAUUCUACCUAAAGAAUCACACUGGUCCCUGAGGUGUAGGCUUGACAGUGAACAACACAGUGGCUGGAAUGAAGAAUACAUGCUUAUAACAGCAUCUGUCUUAAAGGGCUUCAGCAUGAACGAGUCCUUCCUGCACCCCAACAGCAGCCCUAGUGAACACCGCCGGGCUGAGCAAGGCAGCGGGUUGACCCGGACUCCCAGCUCCGAGGAGAUCAGCCCUUCAAAAUUUCCUGGAUUGUACCGGACUGUAGAGAGGACCAUGAUGUAUGACGGCAUCCGGCUGCCAGCUGUCUUCCGAGAGUGCGUGGACUACAUGGAGCAGCAUGGCAUGAAGUGUGAAGGCGUCUACCGAGUGUCAGGAGUCAAAUCAAAGGUAGAGGAGCAGCCUAUGACCCAGAGGAGUCUCCAAACUUGGAAGAAUAUGAACCCCACUGUAGCCAGCUUGCUGAAGCAGUAUUUGCGAGACCUUCCCGAGAAUUUGCUUACCAGAGAGCUUAUGCCCCGAUUUGAAGAGGCUUCUCAGAGGAUCACAGAGACGGAGAAAGAGAUAGAAACCAAGAUGAACAUCCAGAACAUCUCUCUAGUGCUGAGCCCAACUGUCCAGAUCAGCAAUCGGGUCCUGUAUGUGCUUUUCACACACGUGCAAGAGCUCUUUGGCACCGUGGUCCUGAAGCAAGAGAAUGAGAUCCUGACUGAGCAGGAGGAGCUCCUGGCCAUGGAGCAGUCUCUGCGCAGUCAGAUCGCCUCGGAGAAAGAAAAGGUCCACCGCCUCCGAGCUGAGAUUGCGGAGAUCCAGAGUCACCAGCAUGGCCGCAGCGAGACAGAGGAGCACUCUUCUGACAGCGAGUGUGAGAGCAAGGAUGAGGAGGAGCUGCAGAUCAUUCUGGAAGACUUACAGAGUCAGAAUGAAGAGUUAGAAAUAAAGAACAAUCGCUUGAAUCAAGCAGUGAUAGCAGCCAAAGAGCAGGUGAAGCCCUCGCCCAGCAAAGACCCGAAGGAGACGCAUCUGAACUGCCCCGGCCCUGUGCAUCAUAGUGUAAGCGAGAGUCCACUGCCUGUCCUGCCCGGCAGCGUUCUGGUGGGAACCAAACCAGGUCACUUCUGCGCCUGCCUUGUGGACGCUCGUGGUGUCACCAGCCCUGCAGGGUCCCUGGCCACUCUUGCUUGUGCCUUCCACACCUUUUGCUCCGGGUCUGUCAGUGUGAGUCAGGAUAACCCAGUUUGGUUGCAGACGGAGGUUAUCAUGCUGCCUGCCACCAGCCUGGGCGCGCAGGCCACCCACUCACUGCCAGGGAGCAGCAAGGGCCUCUUCUCAGAGGUGGCCCUGAGGUUGCACAGGACACUUCUCACACCAGAGUCCUUUUCCACACUGACCUUCCAGGAAAGUCACCUUCCACAUUGUGGAUCUCUAAUACUACAUCCUUAUCCCACACAGGACAUGUUAUCCAUAAUUGCAGGGAAAGGAAGAGAAUCAGAUCACAUAUUCGAAAUUCUACCUGAAAAUUCACACUGGUGCCUCAGAGAGAGGAUUGACAGUGAACAACUCAUUGAAUGGAUUAAAGAAUGCGUGCUUGUAAUAGCAUCUGUCUUGAAGGACUUCAUUGCAAACAUUGAAGGAAGUUUACUUACUUCUGACUUAUAAGAGAAUUGGCUUAGUGUCCCAGAUGAAGGAACCCUGGUUGGAAAAAAUAAUGCCAUCCAAAGACUUCUACUGAAGAUUCCUCAAGCAAACUUUAUCCUUCUAAAGCAUCUCAUGGUAAUAGUAAUAAUAAGAGACUCAUCCACGAAUAAUUUAGACACUAACAGGUUAUCUAUCCGGAUAGCUCCUUAUGUUUUGUGGGAUCAGAUUACAAAGGACGCAUGGUUUGGGAGUGAUGUAUCAAGAAAGAUGUCCAUUAUACAAAUCAUGAUCGACAACUAUCAUUGAAUAUUUGGAAAUGAUAAUAUAUUUUAUAAAUGUAUUGACAGAAGAUCUGAGGAUUUAAAGACUUCUGCAGAUUCAAUAAAUUCUUCUGGCAAAUGACCUAUUAUGAAAGAAUUCCUAGCUGGCCCCAACAAGAAAACAUAUGAUAAUGGUGAAAAAUUAAAAAUUUCAUCCAUUCCUCUGAAGGAGGAAGGUCCUACAGGACAGAACAGAACAACUACCACAUAUAAGUGGUAG
Molecule: messenger RNA, 2751 nt
Organism: Rattus norvegicus (Norway rat)
Lineage: Eukaryota; Metazoa; Chordata; Mammalia; Rodentia; Muridae
Source: RefSeq, a predicted model, not a curated record